Molecule: messenger RNA, 1947 nt
Organism: Eremomyces bilateralis CBS 781.70
Lineage: Eukaryota; Fungi; Ascomycota; Dothideomycetes; Eremomycetales; Eremomycetaceae
Product: amidase family protein
Exons: 6
Coding region: 1-1947 (648 amino acids)
Source: RefSeq, a predicted model, not a curated record
AUGUUCGAGCUGGGAGGCAUCCAAUACCUCGCGAAUAGUCGACAUCCCAAAGCGGUCCUGGAGGGUGAUUGCUCCAAGGCAUCGAGUGAAUCCGUCGUUCCGCUGACCGUCGUUUACACGGCGGAAUCGUCGAUGGAUGCGGCCUACCUGGAGGGCGUCUUGGGCAGCUUCGCACGGGAGGACGACGUGUAUUCCGAGGACUUCCUGCACGCGCUGUACAUCCGUUCCGAGUCGAACAGCCUCGAUCUAGAUGCGUCGGUGUUGUCGAUGCUGGACUCGUUGUCGAUCCCCAAGCUCUUCGUCACCCCCGAGGUGCGCGUUCCGAGUGGAGACCACCAGGUCACCGUGAUUCAGGUCCAGAAGCCGUCCGUGCAACCCGCAUCCGGUCCAUACGCCGCGGUCAUAACCCAGCAGUCGGUUUCGCUCGGAGCGGUCUACCGGUUGUACGAGGAUUCAUACAAAACCUUCCUCUACGGCACCUAUGAUUCCAACGACGGAAGUGGAACCUGGACCGAAGCGGGACGGUCCAAGGGCUGGAAUCCUCUCAUCCCGGUUCCGUCACGGAUCUACAACUUCGGCGACACCCGGCCAUUGGCGGGCAAGCGGGUCGGCGUCAAGGAUCUGUACGGAAUGAAAGGGCUGGUCACAUCCGGUGGAAGCAUCGCAUAUGCGCAGGUGAUGCCGGUGCAGACGGAAAACGCACCCAGUAUCCAGCGCCUGAUCGAUCAGGGUGCGGUGCUCGUUGGAAAACAAAAGCUGGCGCAGUUUGCGUCGGGGGCCAAUCCUUGGGAUUGGUAUGAUGAGCAAUAUCCGUUCAAUCCCCGUGGCGACGGCUGGCUCACAUGCUCGGCUUCAUCGGCUGGCGGCGGUUGCUCCAUUGCGGCCUAUGACUGGUUAGAUUAUGCGAUCGGUUCGGACACGGGGUCAUCCAUGCGACGUCCGGCGGCGGUGUCGGGGACAUACGGAAAUCGGCCGAGCCAAGGCUUCAUGUCACUCGAGGGCGUGAUGCCAUUGGGAGGCUCCACCGACACGGCAGGCGUGUUCUCGCGGUCACCAUACGACUGGGUCAAAUUCGCCCGAGCGUGGUACACGCCCGAGUUGUAUCAGGAUACCAAUACCACCGGACUGGAACCCCUCGUCGUCCCUCCGGCGCUUACGGCGUGGCCGUCGACGAUCCUGUACCCGGUCGACUACCUUCCUCUCAACAACUCGGCGGCACAGCCGGUCCUGGAGGAGUUCAUCGCCGGACUACAACGGGUGUUUGGGAUGCAGGUGCGCGAGUUCAACUUUACGGAGUCGAUCCUCACCGCAUCGGAUCCCGUCGCUCGCAACGUCAGUGCCUUUAGCGGUGCGACGAGCGUCAUCGCCGGGUAUUCACAAUGGACCACAGUCGGGGAACCGCUGGUCCGCGAGUAUGGCGCCAAAUUCGACGGUCGCUUCCCCCCCAUCGACCCUUCGGCACGGUCCGGGUGGUUGCGGUACGCCAACGCCACGUCCGGGAGGACACCGUACACCUACGCGGAGUACGUCGAGGCGCAAGCGGUCCGGAAAUACGCGGCGGACUGGUACGAUAGCGAAAUCCAGCCGUCGUCCGACACGCAGUGCAGUGAGUCCAUCAUGCUCAACGACAUCGGGACGGGAGGGAAGCCAUCGUUCCGCGAACGGGACCUCAACGAGGAUCCGGCGGCGUCGUACUUGGCGACGAAGAAGAAGAACACCCUCAUGACGGAAGCCAACAUCUGCCCGAUUUACGCGUGUGCGGAUUACACGAUCCCCAUCGGUCAAGUCGAGUACGUCAGCCCGAUCACGCAAACAACGGAGAUGGUCCCGGUCACCAUCAACAUCAUCGUGCGCCGCGGAUGCGAUGGCAUGCUCUUCGACCUGGUGGAGAAAUUGGCGGACGAGGGGGUUCUGAAGACGGUCAAAACGGGGCGAGUCGGCUUCUAG